AUGUUGAACCUUGACCUCAAUGAUGUUUCCCUAUCUUCCACCAAAGCCAGACAAUACCGUAUUGGAGUGAAGAAAACCACAAUUGGUUCAAGACAAGAAAAGCCCUCUGGUCUCCGUGCUCGGAAUCGGGCGGGAUGGAUGAAAUCAGCUUCCAAGCAUUCGUCGGUAUUCAGAGAAUUCGCCGAGAAAUGCGAUGGAGACCUCCUUUUGCGACCGGAAGAGUUUUCUUGUUUUCUAUCGUUGAUUGGCCUUGCCAGCGUCGGACUGAGUACCAUGGUGUCUCUCGGGAUUUGCCACGCGAUCGGCAUUUUGUACGGCCCUAUGCACAAGGCCCUGCCAUUCAUCCUGUUGGGACUCGGAAUAGACGACAUGUUUGUCAUUGCUCAGUGCUGGCAAAACUUGUCGAAAGCAGAGCAGAAGAAAUCUCUGGAGGAAAGAAUCGGACGAGCACUGCAACACGCCGGAGCCGCCAUAACGAUCACUUCCGUGACUGACGUCGCUGCAUUCAUCGUCGGCGCUUCUACAGUGCUCCCAGCCUUGAGAUCGUUUUGCAUUUACGCGGCCAUCGGAAUGCUGUCCUUGUACGUUUACCAGACUACGUUUUUCGUGGCCUGGUUCACGCUCGACCAGCGGCGAAUCGAAAGUCGUCGGAACGGAUUCAUCUUCUGCUAUAAGCACAGCAAGUCUUGGAAGGCCACCUCUUGCUUCCGGCGCCCGUUUGCCUCAAUUUGCUUCGAAGCCUUCGGGAGCAUCCUCUUGAAAACGCCAGUCAAGAUGGUUGUGAUAGUGCUGACGACGAUUGUACUGGCGUUCAACAUAUGGGGAUUCAUUCAACUUCGGCAAGAAUUCGAUCGCGUGUGGUUCUUGCCGACUUCCUCGUACUUGUUCAAGUAUUUCGAGAACACCAAAGAGUUUUAUCCCGGUCACGGCGAGAAAGGAUCGAUCUUCUUCGGGAAACUGAAUUACACUGCCGAGUUGGAAAACAUCGACAACGUUGUCAAAGGGCUUCGGAGGCACAGCGAUAUCAUAAAAGAAGUUCGAGCUUGGACCGACGAUUUCAUUCCUUGGGUUCACGAUCAUACUGGUGGUCUAGCAUCGCUGCCGGCAUUGCAUUUGUCGGAAGAAGAAUUUUUGGAGAAGAUUUCUUUAUUCUUGUACAGUCCGAAAGGUGCUCAAUAUCGGGAUCAAUUUAAAUUCAAUGGGACCCUGAUAUGCAGGGAUCCCGCUCCGCCGAUUUUGGUGUCAAGAGUCGACUACCAGCAUGUUUGGAUGAAGGGACCGGAGCAGCACGUGCCAGCGAUGCAUGUGGUCAAAAAAUUGGCUCACAAUGCAGGAAUAUCAACCGGUGAUGGAAAAGUGAUAGCGUGGGCAAGAACGUACCUCAAUUGGGAAACUGAUGAAGUCAUUCAGCUCGAGUUAUAUAGAAACCUUGGCAUGGCGCUGAUGUGCGUAUUUUUUAUGACUCUGCUCCUAAUAGCGAACGCAGCAACUUCAAUGAUGGUCUUUCUGUGCGUCCUGAUGACUCUGGUCAACAUGGGUGGACUCAUGCAUUGGUGGGGCCUCACCAUCGACACGGUCUCGUCGUUGUCCUUGAUAUUGGCGAUCGGGUUGUCGGUGGAUUAUUCGGCUCACGUUGGUCACAUGUUUAUGACCCUCACCGGCACUCGGGAAGAAAGAGCCAAAACCACUCUCACUGCAAUUGGACCUGCAGUUUUUCACGGCGGAUUCAGCACUUUCCUGGCCUUCAGUCUGUUGGCAGGAACGGAUUCUCAUGUGUUCGGUACAUUUUUCAAGGUGUUCUUUGGCGUAGUUAUGUUCGGACUUUAUCAAGGUCUUUGCUUUCUGCCUGUGAUGCUCAGUCUUAUCGGUCCGGCUCCAUACGAGUCGGCUGUUUCGAGAAGUGAAAUUACGGCAUUGGAGCGAUCAUCAAACCAUGAUCACAACAACGACAAUCAUCACCACAAGCAUAUGAACCAUGGGUCGCAACUGGCCAAGUCUAAUGGGCAUUCGAACCAAGGAUUUGCUCUGAAUGAAAUGAACCCCGGAACCGUCGUGCCGUUGUCUAAACUGGACGAGCAUUUGAUCCGGUUGGCCAAGGGAGGCCUGUCCAUGAACGGCUUCAGGAAUGACGUGGAGAAUUCCCCUUGGCCGAUGCUGACGAGCCUGAACAACCACGUGAACCUUCGCGAAGGCAAAGAGAACAACCACGACUGGACCGGGACUUUUUCGUCCAAGCCCAAGUGGAAGUCCUCUCCGAAACACGGCCGCAGCAUGGCGCAACGCGACCAACCCGACGGCUGCGAGGGGCUGUCCUUCACCUACCACAACGGGAAAGCGUCCGCCUACGCCGCCAUGGACGAGGCGAAGAUGCUCAACGGCGCCGCUUGUCCCGUCACUUCCCGCAUCGCGCUCAAGACGAGCAGCCCGAACGGAUCCCCCGGUGCCCACACGGCCUCGGGGCAAGCUGGAGCUGGCACCAGCAAGAAGCCCGCCAUGCCGCUGAGCCCGGGCAUCCAGAAUUUAUUCCAGCACCAGCUGCCAGGCGACGAGUUCCCGAUGCGCCCUCUGGUGCAUUCCCACGAGAACUCGCCGGGGUCCUGCGAUUCGGGCGUGAGCAGCGCAGGCCACCGGCGCACCGUGCGCCCGAGCCACGGGUCCCCGCCGUUCAAGACGCGGGAUCGGAGCGAGCAGAGAUCCGUGUCGAGCAGCAAGCCGUCGCCGACGGACUCGGACAGGCUCGGCGACGCGGUUCGUCAGCUGCACUCGAUGCCGCUGGAAGCCAGCAAGGAUGAUUGGGGGUUGCCGCAAAGGUAUCCGGUGCCCGGGUUCUCCGGGCUGCAUUCCAAGUCGCUGAACCGACCCGGCGACAGGAAACAUUCGACUCACCGGUGGAGCCACGCCGCCGGGGGCGACGACGCUUGGGGAUGUGAUCCGGGUAGCCUCACCAUGCCCUACAUCCCGCCGCCAGAUUAUACACCUCCUAGUCGCAGAGCUCUGGGCCACCGGUUUCACGGGAACUCAUCCCUAGAGCCCAAAGUGCAAUUUUCUUCCUUUGAUCACUGA
Messenger RNA from Notodromas monacha, 3063 nucleotides. The record is from the annotation of a GenBank genome assembly. NCBI's taxonomy places the organism in Eukaryota, Metazoa, Arthropoda, Ostracoda, Podocopida, Cyprididae.